AUGGGGCGGGCAGGGGAGCGGAGACGCGGCGGCACGGGGACGCGGAGCUCCGUACGACGGCGCCGCCCGCCCACCGGUGCCGGUGACCGCCCCGGUGCCACAGCGGCGCGCGCCCGCCCUCCCCGGAGCGCCGCUCGGCCCCUCGCGCAACAAUGCGUGCCCCCCUUCGGCACCGCGGCCCCCCCCGUCCUGAGCGCGAUGGUUUCGUCAAGCCACCGAAUCAGCUGGGAGCGGCAUGUACCACAGCACAUCCCCGGGGGAGGCUGGGGAGGAUCGCCCAGGGACGGCCGCGGGGUGGGGGGUGCUGGUGCCGCUUGCACAUGCGCAGACGGGCCCCUGACGCGGAAGUCUGUCGGAGGGAGCGGGUCCCGGGGGGCCGGGCCGGGCCCGUCCCGGGCUGCCGUUCCCGCUGUGCCGGGACCUGCCUCGCCGAGGGACGCUGUUCAAUAUCUUUCACUUGUCCUGGUCGCUGCCAGCGCAGUGUGCCGGGGCCGGGCCGGCUGUGCGCGCUCGGGACUUCUCCCCGGAGGCUGGGAGGCUCCGGUGCAGUGCGGGCCUGUAGCUGUUCGUCCUCGGUUACCUCAGUCCGAACUAAAGCCGUGUAGGUGUUUGACGUACUCAGGGCUCUCCUCGCCUGUGGUGAGCGCCAUGAGGACAUGGAGCUGUGGGCUGGCUGCAGCCGGGACAAGGCAGGCCGCGCCCGCCCCGUGCUCUGGGACCUGCAAGAGCCGUUCUAGUCUGGGGUUGCCUGACUCCCAACUGAUGCAACUGCCUGCCCUCUCUGAAGUGUCUGUGGCUGCAAACCACCCUGUGCACUGACCAGCACCUGGGCUCUCCCUUGGCAAAGCUCUCUGAGGACAAAGCUGAGCUGCUGAGGGUACCAAGAGAAGUGAGUGCGUGCAAAAAAAGUGUCCUUGGCCUUGAUAACUCAGCCCUUUAAGCCACUAAGUCAGCUGGAAGCUGAAAUGGUCUCUUUUUGGUGGUUACUGCACUGCUACCAGAGGCUGUAAACUCCUCUCAGAUAAGGAGUGCCUUCUUAAAGACGAUCUAAUAGGCUUUAUGUCUAUAAUUGCUAUUAAGGUAAGCUCAUACUGAGUUAGCUUCCGACUAUUACAAAUGUUGUGCAGAAGCAGUCUCUCUGCUCAGUACUUCUG
Messenger RNA from Camarhynchus parvulus, 1154 nucleotides. RefSeq lists its product as uncharacterized. The transcript is spliced from 4 exons. The record is from RefSeq and is a predicted model, not a curated record. NCBI's taxonomy places the organism in Eukaryota, Metazoa, Chordata, Aves, Passeriformes, Thraupidae. Bases 1 to 819 code for a protein of 272 amino acids.